UGUGUGUGGAGUCUUUAUAAUAAUACUAGAACCAACUUCCUGAAGCAACAGUCCCUACAUCUACUGUCCCAUGAAUAGUGGUGUGUAUACUUCUACCGAAAAGGAGCAAAGAUUUUGAGCAUGAUUGUGCCUCACAAAGACUGUUUCACUACAUUUGAGGAAUCACAAGAUGAACCAUUUUGAAAAGGGUUGAUGAAAUAUGACAUUUGAAGGAAUUACCAUAAAUGAUGUAUAGCAACAAAUUCUACUUAUUGGAAGUGUUUAAUUAUCUGAACUGUGACACCCACAGGGUAAGCAAAGGGAGGCAAGCUGGCAUAGUUACUGUGGUCUGAUUACAUCACUGUCCACUAAUUUACUAUGACUUGCAUGAUCUGAAGUAUAUAAACACGGAAUACAACCCAAAAACAGGCAAAGAGAAGGGGGAACAUUUGUCCACAACAUUCAGGAUGAAGGUUAUUCUCUUCACCCUUGCUGCAGUCCAAACUCUCUAUGGUUCUGAACAAGCGUGUGAAAACUGGGACUUUGCUGUGGUUUCUAAGGCACUAACUGCUUCACUUAAAAAGUGGAAUGGAAGAUCUGCAACCGACUGUUACUUCACUAAUACUAGGUGUAACGUAAAUGCUAUAAUUCCUAAAGGAGAGCGCUUGCUCCAGGUAGACUUAAUAUUUGAUGUCCAGGAAACCACAAGGCGCCAAGAUGCCAAAAAUGAUCCAGCAGAAUGUCGGCUGAAAUCUCUCCCAGAUGCUAAAAGUGCUACUUGCACGAGCUGGGUCAUGUUUGAAGCUGGGAAGAUCCAGAAUGUUGAAGUCAAAUGCAGUGAGCCAGUUUCACCAAAUUCAAUACCAACUCCAUCGAUAGCUCCAGCAUCUACACCAACUCCAACACCAACUCCAUCGAUAGCUCCAGCAUCUACACCAACUCCAACACCAACUCCAUCGAUAGCUCCAGCAUCUACACCAACUCCAACACCAACUCCAUCGCUAGCUCCAGCAUCUACACCAAUUCCAACACCAACUCCAUCGCUAACUCCAGCAUCCACACCAACUCCAACACCAACUCCAUCGAUAGCUCCAGCAUCUACACCAACUCCAACACCAACUCCAUCGAUAGCUCCAGCAUCUACACCAACAUCAUCAUCGUCAUCAUCGUCAGAAAGCAGUGAAUCAUCAGAGGAAACCGAAAGAGUGAUGAACUACAAACGUAACAGGAAGAACCCUGGGUUAAAAGUGAGAGAACACGCUUGGAAUAAGAGAAAACAUAACUCAAAACGAAGGAAUUACAAACCAGGAGGAAACAAGCCUGACCGGACAAGAGGAAGGGGCAAUCCUCGGCAAGGAACACGUGACUAUUACCCUAAAAGAAUCUACAAAUUAAACUCGCGAGGCAGGAGGAGCUGGCAAUGGUGAAAUACCGAAUUUCAAAAGAAAACUGAAGAGUGAACGGAGACAUCAGGACAGAGGGAGGAGAUAAACAGGAAGGGAAUUCCACCUGGAUUAAACUGAUAACUUUCAAACAUUUAAUUAUAAGUAGCUUACUAUUUAAUUAUCAGUAAUCAUGCUAUAGCUUGUUAUACUGGUGUUCAAGAUAUUCUCACUGCUUAGCAAUGUCUGGCAUGUGAUCUGAACCUAGCCAACUGAAUCAUGUGAGAUAUUCGAUACCAGAAGUCAAUGUAAACCCAAAUAAUAAAUAGAACCUUG
This is a messenger RNA of Carcharodon carcharias (great white shark), 1697 nucleotides long. RefSeq lists its product as uncharacterized. Gene Ontology annotation, biological process: bone remodeling. NCBI's taxonomy places the organism in Eukaryota, Metazoa, Chordata, Chondrichthyes, Lamniformes, Lamnidae. The coding region runs from base 447 to 1406 and encodes 319 amino acids. The transcript is spliced from 7 exons. Gene Ontology annotation, cellular component: extracellular region. The record is from RefSeq and is a predicted model, not a curated record.